CUCUCUUCAGCACACACACACACACACACACCCUCCCUCACCACACACACCAUCCCUGGCCACCAGCAGCGUCUGACGGCUGCAUCCUCUUUGCCGUAGCAACGCGGGGACCUCUCCAUCCUCCUCUGCGUCGUCUGCAUCUAACAUCCCACCGACCGCAGGAGCCUUUUGUGUCUCCACGAGGGGCCAUUGUUGUUCCUCCCUUCUUCUUUUUUUUUUUUUUUGGAGAAAAGAGCAACACCAUGGACGUGAUGGGUAACAGGGAGCGACGAGGCGUGAAUUUCAAGGGCUUGCUGAAGAGGAAUUGGCUUCUGAUUGCCACGGUGUUAUCAGUGCUGCUCGGGAUCAGUUUGGGCGUCGUGGUCAGAGAGUAUGCGUCCCUCUCCCACCUCCACAAGCAGUACUUUGGCUUCCCAGGGGAGAUCCUCAUGAGGAUGCUGAAGCUCGUGAUCCUCCCGCUCAUCAUUUCAAGCAUGAUCACAGGUGUUGCAGCCCUGGACUCUGAGGUAUCAGGAAAAAUAGGUCUGCGAGCUGUUAUUUAUUACUUCUCAACAACCAUCAUUGCAGUUGUUCUUGGCAUUAUUUUGGUGAUGACCAUCAAACCAGGAGUCUCUCAGACUGCUGAUCAUAUUGACAGAGAAGGAACCACGCCCAACGUUACAACAGUUGACACCCUCUUAGACCUCCUCAGAAACAUGUUUCCAGAAAAUCUGGUGCAGGCUUGUUUUCAGCAGUACAAGACCAAGCGCAAAGAGCUGGAGCCUCCGAAAGCUUCAGAAGACACCACCACGAUUCCACCUCUAACAACUACUAUCAUGGCAGUGGUAGAGAAUAUAACCAAGGACUAUAAAAUCAUCGGGACAUAUUCAGAUGGAAUCAAUGUAUUGGGGCUUAUCGUGUUCUGUGUUGCUUUUGGCCUCGUCAUUGGGAAGAUGGGUGAAAAGGGCCGUAUCCUCCUGGAAUUUUUUGAUGCGUUGAAUGAAGCAACAAUGAAACUGGUCCAGAUUAUUAUGUGCUACAUGCCAAUAGGGAUCCUGUUCCUAAUUGCUGCUAAGAUCAUCGAGGUGGAAGACUGGGAGAUCUUCAAGAAGAUGGGUCUUUAUAUGGUGACGGUGCUGAGUGGUCUAGCUAUCCACGCCGCCAUCUGUCUGCCACUCAUCUACUUCGUCAUAGUGAGGAAGAACCCGUACAUAUUCACACUGGGGAUGGCUCAAGCCCUGGUGACAGCACUCAUGAUCUCCUCCAGCUCUGCCACCCUACCCGUCACUUUCCGAUGUGCUGAAGAGAACAAUCGCAUCGACAAGCGGAUCACACGCUUCGUACUCCCAGUGGGUGCCACCAUUAACAUGGACGGCACAGCACUUUAUGAGGCGGUGGCCGCCAUCUUCAUCGCCCAGCUGAAUGAUUAUGCUCUGGAUGUGGGCCAGAUUGUUACUAUCAGUAUAACAGCAACAGUUGCCAGUAUUGGAGCAGCAGGAGUGCCUAAUGCUGGGCUUGUCACCAUGGUAAUAGUUUUAACAGCUGUUGGAUUACCUGCAAGUGAUGUCACUCUGAUAGUGGCUGUGGAUUGGCUGCUGGACCGGUUCCGCACUAUGAUCAACGUUCUUGGCGAUGCUUACGGCGCCGGAAUUGUCCAGAAACUAUCCAAGAGGGAAUUAGAGAGGAUGGAUCUGACAUCAGAUGUGGACGUCGCCAACCCUUUCGCCCUGGAAGCCACUUUGGAUGACGAAGAGUGCGAGAAGAAAUCCUACGUCAACGGUGGCUUCACUGUCGACAAGACAGAUGCAAUCUCCUUUACUGAAACCUCCCAGUUUUAGCCUAUGGCUGGCUCAGAGGAGCAGAGAAAGUGCCAUGCUGCUAUGGAUGUUAAACGGAAAAAAACCUUCCAUCAUGUAUCAGCACCAUGACGAGAGAGGAAAACUAGACCCAUCCAAGCUCAGACAUCAGCAAUAGCAGCCUCCAUUAAAGCUUAUCCAAGAUGAUCACCCUUCAUGUCAGACAUUUACAACCACGACUAGAUUAAAGUGCUUCCUUCUUACACUCAAAUUGUGCCAAGAUUAAGAGAAGUCAGUUUUCUUUUGAAUAUGAGUGUGUUCUUGCAAAGAUGCAUUCAAAAGAAGAGCUGUGUGUGUUUGCGUGUGUGUGUGUGUGUGUGUACGAAAAUAUUUUUUUUGUAUGAGGUCUGUGUAUGUGUGCUGCAAAAAAGGAAAUGUCAAUUGAACACAAGCAAAAACAAAACGAUAUUCUGAAUGUGAAACCUACUUUAUUUCCUCCUUGAUUGGACAAUAAUCCUCUAAAAUGUCUGAAUGAUCUUUUUUUGUGUGGCUGUUGUUAAACGUCUAUGUCCCAUAAUGCACUGCUUGUAUAUCUAUAUGUAUAUUUAAACUGUGCCAAACAAUACGAAGAGGUUUUUCCACAAGUUGCAUGAAGCAAUAUGUUAAAGAAAUGCUAACCGCUGGCUGCAGACUGAUUUUUUUAUGGAGUCUUCACAGAGACUGGAGAUGGUUAACAAAGGCUUAUGAAGUCAUUGAACACUGUGAAAUUUGAGGACAUUUUUUCAGAACCAAAUCACUAACUGAUUUAUUGCAAAGUAUAAUGAUCAUAAAUCGUGUCUGUGUUUAGGCAGCUAGAGGAAAAUGACAGUAUAUUAGACAUUCUCAAACAAGAAUGUUUGAAUUCUCUCCUAAUUUAUGUGUCAAUAAUCAAAUAAUCAAGUGCUUUUUCACAAUUUUGCUUCUAUAUUUAGGAUUAAAAUAUGUUCUAAUGCUUAACCAAUUGCUCAUGUAGAUGUGCAGUAAGCUUUCGUCCGGUCAACAAACUCUUGCAUGUCAUAGGCAUUUUUGUUUAAACAUGACAUGAAAACCCAGCAAAGAAUGGUUUGACACUUAUGAGGAAAAAACACCUCUGCUUUUUGGACAGUAACAUAAAAAAAUCUAUAUCAGUUAACUUUGGUUAAAGACUGCAAACAUGAGGAAACUGUUCAAAUAUACACCUACCGCAACCUCUAAAACUCAACUCAUAUAUAAAAACAAACUAUGUUUUUACAUUUCUAUUUGUAAACUAAUUAAGUAAAUCAGUCUCGGAAAGAAAGUGAAUAAGACUAUUUCCUAAAAUGUUGGGCUACUCAUUAGUUACAAGCCACAAAAACCAGGCUCAACAGCAAAGAAAGAGCAGUCAUUAACAGUUACAACAGCUAUGACAGCUUUUUCUUUGGUAGUUUAAUUUCCCAAAGUCAAAUAUAACUCAAAUGUUGACCAAGACUGGAAAAUCUGGUUUGUAGCCAUAGCUACAGGGCUUUACCACACCUUGCAACAUUUUCUGCAGGACUAUUAUAAGUCUGUGACAUUUGUAACUUGCUAUUUUACAUGAGCAAAAAAGAGAGUUUGAGAUUUUAAUAUCCAAACAUUACAAGCUCAUGGUUUCUGUCAUGACACUGCCCUCUACCAUAGCUGGUCUGUAUGCGAUGUCAGUAUAAAAACGAGAGAAACUGCUGUAGUAGCUAACAAGCAAAACUAUAAAAAAAUGAAGGUACUACACCACUGUGUGUUUUUGAUGCUACAGUAUGCCUUUGAUGCUUCCAGUCCAGAUCCCCUCUUAGCUUCUUGCAAGCUAAAUGUGGCUGCAUACAAUGGUGGCUGAACGUUACCCAAGACCACAAGUCAAAGUGUCGACCACGACUGACAUUUGUUGGAAUUUCAAAUUUGGCUCUGGUUGGCUAACUGCACUGCCUGAACACAACAUAGAAAUUAACAAGCCUAAAAGUCUAAAGCUGGGCUUGUUGCCCUUAGUGAUGGUGUUCAUAAUGAACCAGUGGGCAUGGCUCUAUUUAAAUAGUAUAGUUUAUCACCUUUGGAGCCCGUAUGUGAUCAAUUUGUUGAGAGACAGAAUAAUAAUUAGCAUUUGAUUUGCAAGUCACUUAGCAAAAACUUAGCAAAGACCUGCUGGUUCAAACUUCUAAACUCUCUGUGUUAUAUCAUUAGAAUGUCCAUGUCUUUGGUUGUGUACUAUUUGUUGGACAAAACAAAACAAUUAAAGAUGUCACUUUUGGCUAGAUGAGUAAUAAAAAAUAGAAUUAGUUGUUGCCUUUUGUACAAAGCUGAAGCAGGGGGAAGUUAAAGCAGUGUCCAAAAUGAAGGGUUCAUGUUCAUGGAGCAACAAUGUACUUGGUUCAUUUUAUGCCAGUCAAGCCAAUACAUUUUAGUAUUUCUUGCUUGAAGGUGGAAAUGUGGGCUUAAUGAUGGCUAUAUUCAGGCUGGUAGCUAUUGAAAUGCUCUUAAUCUACUUGCUCUGGGAGAAAGUGUUGGAUGGACAGACUGACCGAAAGGCCUAGCAUUCUUUAGUAUGUUAUUGAUGGUUAAUGCUUUGACACGAAUGCCACAAAAGAUGAAAAAAUACUUGUAAGUUAAAGCCUCCUGGCAGCACUCUUACUUCUGAUGCUUGUGGUCUUAUGCUUUGUUUUUAAUGAAAUCUAUGUCCAUGUCUGUAACUGAGAGCUGUGUAUUAGUAUGCAGCAGCUCUAUGUGUACGUGCACAUGCAGUACUUAAGCUUGGAAUAAGUAGUAUUGAGUUGUUGGUGGGUGGUGGAGUCAACUUGAAAAAGACACAACAUGGGACCAACAACGUUGAGGUUUUCCUGUUGUACUAUUUAUGCUAUUCAUAUACAGUAUAUUUCAAUGUAUACAGCAAGUGCACCCCAUAAUCACUGUUCCCAGCAUGAUAAUCAAUAUCACUGUAGUAAAAGCGGCCCUUCUUUGAUUGGUUUACUUUCUACCAUUGCUGGAGUCUGAGCCAGAUACCUUUCAAAUCUCCUUGCAGGAAAAAAAAUCCACCUCAACACAACUUAGUGAGACUUAUGUUAUGUUAUCACAUGCAUAUAGAGGUAUGUAUUCUCAGACAACCGAUUAAUCUACGUUCAUUACGAGAAACUGCAAGCUCCUAUUUAGUAGUUCUCUCAGAUUGUGGUAGAAACUGAACUGCCAGUAGUUUACAGCACAAUAUUGUACUGUACAAUGUGUUCCAUUUAAAGGUGGAAGUCCCCAAUAGUUAGCCAUGCUAAUUUUAGUGGUCCAGAAAUCGUGUAAGAAACACCUGUGUUGUGCUUAUGUACAGUACUGCUCCCAAAACAACAGCUAAUGUGUCUGUAUGUAGCAAUGUUAUAAGCUAGGUUGGUGUAGAAAACUACAAAUGCUACUCCAAAAAAUUCCUUCCUAGAAAUCACAGAACAGACUCUGGUGAGAUUUUCUUUGAGAUUUUGUGGAAAUACAGUCCCUAAUGCAACAGAUAAUGUCUCAGUACUUUGCAAUGUUAGUAGCUGCCUAGCUAACUUUAAAGCAACUUUAUCAUUCAGCUAUAUCCUUAACCGAGUAUCAUGCAGAUGUUUUGAUGAAGUCAUGAAGUGUUGAAAAAAAUCAGUCUAUUUUCAGAGUAAUCAAAAUGUUCAAUAAAGUGAUGGUGUUUACAGAGUGUUGUCAGGUUUAGUGUGAUUUCACGUGACUAUAUCCUUGGGUGAUAACAUACCUUGUUUUAUCUUGAAUGGUCAUUCCAGCACUUUUCCCCAAGAGGCCAAAAUUUCCAAAUCCAUUGUGUUUGGAAUGCAGUCCAAGUCUCAGUGUCUCCAUUUUAGUUGUCCCUACACUGCCAAAAGGGCCACAUUUGACAUAAAACAUGGGUGAAUGAAGCUGCUUGUUUGUAAUUCUAUACUAACGUAGAUAAGCCCUUGUGAAUCAGGUUGUAUUCUACAUUUCAAAAGCACACUGACAUCAACUGACCCCUUCUCUGUACAGAUGACUACUUGAGUACCUACAGUAUGUGAAUCAACAUGUACUACAUUAUGUGUAACUGCAAGCAAAUAAAAGAAAGUUGCUCAUUC
Molecule: messenger RNA, 5869 nt
Organism: Larimichthys crocea (large yellow croaker)
Lineage: Eukaryota; Metazoa; Chordata; Actinopteri; Sciaenidae
Gene: slc1a1
Product: solute carrier family 1 member 1
Exons: 12
Coding region: 243-1817 (524 amino acids)
Biological process (GO): L-glutamate transmembrane transport
Cellular component (GO): plasma membrane
Molecular function (GO): L-cysteine transmembrane transporter activity; glutamate:sodium symporter activity; L-glutamate transmembrane transporter activity
Source: RefSeq, a predicted model, not a curated record